GGUGUUCAUGGCCCUUUCUCACGGACACUGUGCUGCUCUCUCAAGACCCUCCAGUCAUGAGGACUUUCAUCUUUCUCUCUGCUGUUCUCCUCUUUGUGGCCCCAGCCAAGAAUGAAUUUUUUGGUGAGAAAUGCAAGAAGCUUAAUGGGCAUUGCACACAUUCUUGUCAUAAAAAUGAAGAACUUGUUGCUCUCUGCCCGAAGUUCCUGAGUUGCUGCGUGCCUCACCAGCCAUGUGGGACCGAUAAUGAAGAUGACUAAUUUUGAAGAUGAGCUUCCCGGAGAAGCAUCAAUGACCUAGCUUCCUCUUUUUAUACUUUGAUAAAAAUAAAUGGCUGUCUUUGA
Molecule: messenger RNA, 344 nt
Organism: Lemur catta (Ring-tailed lemur)
Lineage: Eukaryota; Metazoa; Chordata; Mammalia; Primates; Lemuridae
Gene: DEFB106B
Product: defensin beta 106B
Exons: 2
Coding region: 57-260 (67 amino acids)
Biological process (GO): innate immune response
Cellular component (GO): extracellular region
Source: RefSeq, a predicted model, not a curated record